Molecule: messenger RNA, 1387 nt
Organism: Olea europaea var. sylvestris
Lineage: Eukaryota; Viridiplantae; Streptophyta; Magnoliopsida; Lamiales; Oleaceae
Product: pentatricopeptide repeat-containing protein At1g19720-like
Exons: 2
Coding region: 74-1303 (409 amino acids)
Biological process (GO): RNA modification
Molecular function (GO): protein binding; RNA binding
Source: RefSeq, a predicted model, not a curated record
UCGGAAAAGGAUCUUCUUUCUCCACGCCUCACACCCAACCCCACAAAAUACCAUGGAGAACUAGAAAACCAACAUGAAAAACCUGUUGAAAUCACGAACCAACUUGUUUGCAGAUCAUUUCUGCUCAGUGUUGCAAAAAUGCAUGAAAGAGAAAGUAUUGAAACCUUGUAAACAAAUUCAUGGAUUGAUGCUAACCGCACCUAUUGACAAGAAUUAUUUAUCAAUAAGUUCGAGGCUCAUAGGUGCAUAUGCAAGUUGUGGGGACUUAACUUCAGCUAAGUUUCUCUUCCGUGGAACGGAAAAUCCGAAUGUUUUUGCGUUUAAUUGGAUGAUUUCAGCAUUAACGUUUACUGGAUUUCAUCAAGAAGCCAUGUAUUACUUUUCUUUACUUCAAGAAUCAAGAAAAAAUGGUGUGCUUCCGAAUAAUUAUACUUUUUGUGUAGUGUUGAAAGCUUGUGUCGGUUUGAUGGAUAUGAACAAAGGGAAGGAAGUUCAUGGUAUGGUUUACAAAAUGGGUAUUGAAAUGGAUAUAUCUGUGUGUAAUGCUUUGAUUGAUAUGCAUGGAAAGUGUGGGAACAUAUUCUAUGCGCGUAAAGUGUUUGACAGAAUGCUUAUGAAAGAUGUUGCUUCAUGGACAUCAAUGAUUUGUGGGUGUGCUAAUGUAGGCGAUAUGAAAGAGUCAGUUUUUCUGUUUGAAAGAAUGAAGUUGGAAGGGUUCGAGCCUAAUGAUUUCACGUGGAACGCAAUGAUAACAGGAUAUGCUAGGAGUGGGAAUUGUAAUGGUGCGGUUGAGUUUUUUUCUAUGAUGAGUGAAGGAGGGUUAGUUCCAGAUUUGGUUACUUGGAAUGCGAUUAUUUCAGGUUUUGUUCAAGGCGGAAGGGCUCAGGAAGCUAUGGAGUUGUUCCAUGAUAUGUUAAUAGCUGGGAUUAAGCCUAAUCAGGUGACAGUAACGGGACUUCUCCCUGCGUGCGGGAUGAUUUGUUCAGUAGGUAGAGGGAAAGAAAUCCAUGGUUUGAUAUACAGAAUGGGGCUUUAUAUCAAUGUUUAUGUUGCCAGUGCUCUCAUUGAUAUGUACUCAAAAUGUGGAAGUGUGAAGGAAGCUUGGAAUGUUUUUUACACCAAUCCUUCGAGAAAUGUGGUAUCAUGGAAUGCUAUGAUUGGAUGUUAUGGUAAGCACGGGAUGGUUACUUCUGCACUUGAACUCUUUGAUAAGAUGCAGGACGAAGAAGUACAAGCAAAUGAAGUUACCAUGGUUUCUGUUCUUUCAGCUUGUGUCCAUGGUGGUCUAGACAAGAAAGGAUAGAGGAGGCUUAUGAUGUUGUUAAACAAAUGCCACUGGAAGUAACAGAGUCAGUGGUUGGGGCUUUCUUCAACGGUUGCAAGAUCC